AAUUUACUCCCAAGUAUUAUAAUAUGCGCUUAUAUGGUUUUUAACUUCUGGUAGGUGACGGGAAAUAAUUGAAUUUCUAGUUUAGAAAUGAUUGUAGCGCACACAAUCUAACCUAUGAAUCAAUAUCAUUGAGCAGAUGUUUCCGUUUGUCAAAUACGAUUUCUAAUUUGCUUUAACACCUUGUUGCAUAAGCGGUGAGGUUCUAAAUGAAAAAUCUCAUAGCCGUUUUUUAUUAAAAAGUCUCGUUUUUUUUUGCUGUAAUGAUGCAUUCGUGCCUCCGAAAAAAGCACGGUUUACCUGUUUUUCCCUUUUCCUCUCUUAGUGUUUUAUUAUAUGAAAUUCGAACACUACCUGGUCCAAGUGUGGAAAAAUUGUUUUCGAAAAAAAAACUGUUUUCCCAGGAUACCCAAAUCGCGGUGACUAUGUUGGGGUUUACAAUAAAGUUAUGCAACACUUUUUUAACACGGUCGAUUGCAAGGCCACCGAUUACCGUAAUCAGAAGCGGGCCCAAGUGGUGGUCCGAUCCGGAGCGUAUGAUCAAGCAUAAACUCCUGUAUUUUACCAUGGGCAUCGACCAGCUUCCACUGCGUCGCACGGCAGUUAUUCAGACUGAACAGAUUCGCUUCCAUAUGUGCAAACCGUCCCCUCGUAUUAACGAUGCCACCGGGUACAAGCGCGCGCGAAGCGGGCAAAUUAGAACCUGGUACCGCCGUAUCCAAUACCAGGAAUAUUAUCUGCAACACCUCUUCACUAGACACGCAUGGGGUUUGCUGCGAGUGUAUCCCGGAAACACCACAAAGAUUCACGGCAGGGCAGAUGAUGGCUACGUUGGAUAUGACGCAGUCCCGUUCCAUCGAUACAAUCGAUCCCCGCUUCCGUUUCCAGCAAGAGAAAUAUAUGGACGCCGAAAGUAG
Phytomonas sp. Hart1 is the source of this 914-nucleotide messenger RNA. The record is from the annotation of a GenBank genome assembly. NCBI's taxonomy places the organism in Eukaryota, Euglenozoa, Kinetoplastea, Trypanosomatida, Trypanosomatidae.